CAUUUAUAUCGAAAGUAUCCGACGGAAAUAUUCAUAUAGUAUAUAUUUUAGUAAACAACUUGACGGUUAGAAGACGUUCUCUUUCCUUUUGGUAGUCUUUGUAUGAAUCCAAUAUCAUGAUAUUGGUAACGCUACUGUUAGUAUAUAUUUUUUCUACUGUGACUGCACAGUCCCAAUCGGAUGGCUGCCUAUAUAACCUGCCGAUGCCGACAAAGCCUGAUCCUGAGGAUUGUGUUGGAUAUUUUGCACUUUACGAUAAUGAAUACAUACAACAAUAUUGUCCACCAGGUGCAAAGUACAGCGAUGCUUUGAGUUGCUGUAUAAUAGGGCGUUGCCCCCCAUGCAAUUGUCAAACAACAACCACAAUCUCGUCAGACUCUACAACUUCUGGGAAUGAUUGUAGCAGUGUCGAGACAACUUCUGGUACUACCAGCAAUACAAUAAGCGACUUCACAAACGAUUCUACUGAAGAAACCACAGGUUCAUCUUUUGAAGAUAGCAGUACUGAAUCUCCUCAGUCAUCUUCGACAAGUUCGAGUCCAACGGAUUAUUCCACUGAUACUUCUCCCACUAGCGAAGACACAACGAAUUUGUCAACUGAAACAACGCUUAUUACAAAUGCUUCAGAUGGCACCACUUCCACAACAGAGAUCUCCAGUGACACGUCAACCAGCCAAGGAACUUCGACAAUGACAAGUUCGACCAAUGGUCAGCCGGAAACAUCUCCAACUGUUUCCACUGAUUCCACGACAAAUACUGACAACCCCAUAACAUCACCUGAACCUCCGGGUGGGGAAACAACUACUAAAGAUACCACAACAGAUUCAACUCCAGCUGUGACUUCCACCACGGAGAGUACUACGGAUCUUACAACGACCACUACAUCAUUAACGCCUACCACUACUGAUUCUACUCCAGCUGUAUCUUCCUCUACAUAUCAAACAACAACAACUGGCCCAGCCCCACCAUCAUGCGAGAACUUGAAAACAGGAACCUUCCUUCCAGAUCCAGUUGACUGCAACCGUUAUUAUGUAUGUAGCUAUGGACAAGCCAUACGAAUGCGUUGCCCGCCGACGCUUUGGUUUGAUGUAAAACUAAACGUGUGUAACUAUCCUGAAAAAGUAACAUGUGAUGCAAGUGAUCGUCCUGAAACAUCUCCAGAUUUUACAACAACUACUACAGUCAUAGCAUCUACCACAACUGAUUCUACUCCAGCUGUGACUUCCUCAACGGAAAGUACUACGGUUCUUACAACGACAACUACACCCGAAACACCUACAACAUCCGAUUCUACUCCAGUUGUGACUUCCUCAACGGAAAGUACUACGGUUCUUACAACGACAACUACACCCGAAACACCUACAACAUCCGAUUCUACUCCAGCUGUGACUUCCUCAACGGAAAGUACUACGGAUCUUACAACGACCACUACAUCAUUAACGCCUACCACAACAGAUUCUACUCCAGCUGUAUCUUCCUCUACAUAUCAAACAACAACAACUGGCCCAGCCCCACCAUCAUGCGAAAACUUGAAAACAGGAACCUUCCUUCCAGAUCCAGUUGACUGCAACCGUUAUUAUGUAUGUAGCUAUGGACAAGCCAUACGAAUGCGUUGCCCGCCGACGCUUUGGUUUGAUGUAAAACUAAACGUGUGUAACUAUCCUGAAAAAGUAACAUGUGAUGCAAGUGGUCGUCCUGAAACAUCUCCAGAUUUUACAACAACUACUACAAUCAUAACAUCUACCACACCUGAUUCUACUUCAGCUGUGACUUCCUCAACGGAAAGUACUACGGUUCUUACAACGACAACUACACCCGAAACACCUACAACAUCCGAUUCUACUCCAGCUGUGAAUACAUCAACGGAAAGUACUACGGUUCUUACAACGACAACUACAACCGAAACACCUACAACAUCCGAUUCUACUCCAGCUGUGACUUCCUCAUCGGAAAGUACUACGGAUCUAACAUCGAAAACGUCUACCACAACUAUAUCUUCCUCUACAUAUAAGACAACAACAACUGCCACAGCACCACCAUCAUGCGCAAACUUGAAAACAGGAACCUUCCUUCCUGAUCCAGUUGACUGUAACCGUUAUUAUGUAUGUAGUUAUGGACAGGCCAUACGAAUGCGUUGCCCGUCGACGCUUUGGUUUGAUGUAAAGCUAGACGUUUGUAACUACCCAGAAAAUGUAACAUGUAAUGCGAAUCAGAACUGUCUAAUACAAAUAUUAAGAAAUAGAACAAAUCGUUGCAAUUUUUUGGCUACAAAUUUGGAUGAAAUGGAGAAAAUGCGAUAUCAAAUGAUUUUAAUGGCAUUCAUUUUAAUGUUACCUUACUUAUGUAUAACAAACGCGGAAAUAUUUGAAGAAUGUGAAAAUGAGCCCGACGAUACAUUUGUAAAGAGUUCACAGAGUUGUCAAAUGUAUAUAUAUUGUAAUGGUGACGAUUCUUAUUCAGGAGAAUGUGAUGAAGGUCAAUAUUUUGAUGGUGACGCUUGUGACGAUGCGGAAAAUGUUUACUGCUUUUUGGAUGACGUCGGCGAGUCAGAUCCUGAGGACCCGGUUGAAUCCGAAGAGCCUGAAGACCCGGAAGAAACUGAGGCACCUGCCACAACGAGACCAACCGCUGCAACAACGACCGAAGCCCCACAAAUAACCACCAAUAAUGAUUUGAGUACAAGCACUUUAGAACCGAUUGUCGUUGCGCCAGUAGUAAGGGAUCACUGUCCCACGGUCGAGGAUCCCCAAACAAUCGUAUUCACGGCGAAUACUCAGUCUUGUACAGGCUAUUAUCUUUGUUAUCACGGCCAAGCCAUUGAAAUGCGUUGUACGGAUAAUUUACACUUUAAUAUACAUACAGCUAAAUGUGAUUUUCCCGAAAAUGUGCAGUGCAUGAUCGAUCGACCAAAUGCGAAUAAAUGUUUACCACAGGUCACCGACUUCUUUCCGCAUCCACAGAAAUGUAAUUAUUUCUAUUACUGCAUCAAAGGUUUUCUAACGGUGCAGCAAUGCCCUUUUUAUUACGGAUGGGACAUUGAAAGACGUUCUUGUGUGCUUCUUGACCAGGCAAAAUGUUUCGAAGGCUCGAGGCCCAGCAAUACGUCUUGUAGACAUUACAUAUACUGUGCUGGUGACGAAUCCUAUGAGGGCGAAUGCGCAGAUGGCGAUUAUUUUAAUGAACUAUUACAAACGUGUGAUCCCGAGCAUCUUGUCACCUGCCAGCUCUACAACACAAACAGCUCCAGUCCCAGCUCCAUGCAAACGGCACCAACCCAAGCUGCAAUGACCGCACCGGCCAAUUCAACAUUUUCUUCUACAGUAAUAGCAUCCAGCUCGUCAGCACCAACACAGACUACGACCAGUCAGACGAGCUCCGAUAACACGAACACCACAAGUGCGCUAAGUGAAUCUAUUGCAACUUCAGUGGCUCCGCCCGUAAAGGAGGGCGCUAUAGCCAUUAUAAUAUCAACCGAGUGUCCGUUAACGGAUAAUCCAAAUCAAAUGAUUUUCGUGCCACAUCCGAAAACUUGCUCAGAUUAUUUUAUUUGUUAUCGUGGCCAACAAAUGGCCAUGCACUGUUCUUCUAUGCUACAUUUUAAUUCCAAUACCGGGAAAUGUGAUUAUGCGGAGAACGUUCGGUGUCAGACUGUUUUCAGCAAUCCAAGAGAGCAAUGCCAGCUACAUACGACCGAUUUAUAUCCUCAUGAAACGAAUUGUAACUACUUCUAUUCCUGUCGCAAUGGCUAUCUUUUGCUGCAGCAAUGCCCCUUUAAAUAUGGCUGGGACUUUGAACGACGUGCUUGUACGGCGCUUCAGCAAGCAAUUGUGUACAUUUGUUUGGCCUGGACAACAAUAAUACAACAGUCCCAAUCAUAUACGUCAAUUUCCAUAACCCCGCAUAAGAAAGGCCGUCAAAACAAUAUAUGUCUAAACCACACCGCUGGAGAAUUCGAUAGAAAUCCCGAUGAUUGCCGGUCAUUCUACUUGUGUUUGGAAAAUGGACAGGCAGUGAUGGCGCCCUGCCCGCCGACUAUGCUAUUCAAUUCGGUCAGUAAACUCUGCGACACCGUCGAAAAUGUCAAUUGUGACAUUACUAUACCCAGUGGCAGUAAUAACAAUAACACUAAUAGUAAUAAUAACGGUAACACUGAUGAUGAUGACAACAGUGAAGCUUUAAGUGCUUCCCGAUAUUGUGCACUGCAAACUGUGCAAAAUCGCAUCGUUUUCGUUGGCAGCAAUAGUAAUUGCCAGCAAUACUUCAUAUGUUAUUAUGGGCAGGCGGUAUUGCAGGAAUGUAGUGCCAACCUACAUUGGAAUAAGAAAAUUGAUAAGUGCGACUUGCCCGAAAAAGCUGGUUGUGACAUGUGGAACGGCGACGUCGGUAUCGGCCAAUACACAACCGUCAACGAUAAUGGUGACAAUGCCAAUACCGCCGAUGCUCUAUCAAAUGGAAGUCAAUUUGGUGCACAAUCCACAAUUGCUGAACUAAUCAAUUGUCCUAUAUAUGGACAACAUGUAUUUCCGCAUAUGUCGCGUUGUGAGUAUUUUAUUUACUGUAUCAAGGGGCAUGCUUCAUUGCAAAAAUGUCCUUUUUACCACAAUUUCGAUAUUGUGUCGAAAAGCUGUAAAUGGCGCACAACCGCCGUUUGUGUUCGAGAUUUAAAUAUUAAUUUGAAUAAAUUAAUUGCUAAAUAAGCUGCAA
Messenger RNA from Bactrocera dorsalis (oriental fruit fly), 4704 nucleotides. Its product is annotated as mucin-5AC. The coding region runs from base 117 to 4697 and encodes 1526 amino acids. Lineage: Eukaryota; Metazoa; Arthropoda; Insecta; Diptera; Tephritidae. Gene Ontology annotation, cellular component: extracellular region. The record is from RefSeq and is a predicted model, not a curated record. The transcript has 7 exons. Gene Ontology annotation, molecular function: chitin binding.